Molecule: messenger RNA, 2749 nt
Organism: Cucumis melo (muskmelon)
Lineage: Eukaryota; Viridiplantae; Streptophyta; Magnoliopsida; Cucurbitales; Cucurbitaceae
Product: beta-galactosidase 17
Exons: 19
Coding region: 363-2399 (678 amino acids)
Biological process (GO): carbohydrate metabolic process
Cellular component (GO): vacuole
Molecular function (GO): beta-galactosidase activity
Source: RefSeq, a predicted model, not a curated record
GAAUCCAAACCAUCUUUUUUUUUGUGAUGUUUUUGUUAUAUUUUUUAAAAGGAAGAAAGAACGAAAAUAAUACUACGGAGCAAAUGUUUUAAUUCGAACAAAAAGGAAGAAGAAGAAAAAGUUAUUGAAUUUCGUUGAAUGAAUUGUAGUUCGAAGCUUUCAUCCAUGGCGAAGAGACGGCACCUGAUACCUUCUUUUUUCUUCCUCCUCCUCAUCUUCCUUACAGUUCUUGGAGUGAUCGUUCCAGUCUUUGCUCUUCUUCCUUCAUUACAUUCUCACUCCCAAGGUCUCUUCCGCCAUCACCAUGAUCGUUCCAACUUCAACAAGAUGCAGCCGGCAUUCCACAAUUCUCAAGCAGUUGGAUGGUUUGUACUUUAUACCAGGUUCAUACUAGAAAGUUUGAGAUUGAUGAUGACAUGUUCUGGAAAGAUGGUAAACCAUUUCAGAUUAUUGGUGGUGACCUGCAUUAUUUCAGAACUCUUCCUGAGUACUGGGAAGAUAGACUGCUUAGAGCAAAGGCAUUGGGAUUAAACACGAUCCAAACUUACAUUCCCUGGAAUCUGCAUGAGCCAAAACCUGGAAAUUUCACAUUUAAUGGGAUUGCAAACAUAGUGUCGUUUAUCCAACUCUGUCAGAAGCUAGAUUUUCUAGUUUUGCUCCGGCCAGGGCCUUAUAUAUGUGCAGAGUGGGACCUUGGGGGUUUUCCUGCUUGGUUGCUUAGCAAAAUACCAGCUUCUAGGCUAAGAUCCUCAGAUCCUGGUUACCUCCAAUGGGUUGAACGAUGGUGGGGGGUUAUUCUUCCAAAAGUAGCUCCCCUUCUUUACAAUAAUGGAGGCCCUAUAAUAAUGGUCCAGAUUGAAAAUGAAUUUGGUUCAUAUGGAGACGAUCAAGCUUACCUUCACCAUUUGGUUGCGUUGGCAAGAGGUUACCUUGGGGAUGAAAUAAUAUUGUAUACUACGGAUGGAGGUACUAGGGAAACUCUUGAGAAAGGAACCAUUCGUGGCAAUGCCGUGUUUUCGGCUGUUGACUUUUCAACCGGUGAAAGACCUUGGCCUAUUUUUAAUUUACAGAAGGAGUUCAACCCUCCUGGAAAAUCUCCACCUCUUACUGCAGAGUUCUACACGGGCUGGCUUACACAUUGGGGAGAAAAUAUUGCAACAACUGAUGCCAACACUACAGCAGCUGCCUUGAAUGAAAUAUUGGCAGGGAAAGGAUGGCUCAUGGUGGAACAAAUUUUGGAUUCUAUAAUGGAGCAAAUACUGGUAAUGAUGUAUUGGAUUACAAGCCUGAUCUCACUUCGUAUGAUUAUGAUGCACCAAUUAAGGAAUCUGGUGACGUUGACAAUGCUAAAUAUGAAGCAAUUCGAAGGGUUAUACAAGGCCUUUUCAAAUUCUAACUUCCAUCAUUGUAAUCCUCUAGCAAUUCGAAGGGUUAUACAGCACUACAGCGGAGCGCUGAUUCCUUCCGUUCCUUCUAACAAUGAAAAGAUAGGUUAUGGACCAAUUCAGUUGCAGAAAGUUGCAUUUUUGUUUGAUCUAAUCCAUAUGAUGGAUCCAGUUGAUGUGGCUGUGUCUGAAGAACCACUGUCAAUGGAAUCUACGGAUCGGAGCUUUGGAUUUUUGUUAUAUACGACCGAAUAUGUGGCCAAGGAUAAUGAUGAUGGACACGUUUUAUUUAUACCAGAGGUGCAUGAUCGAGCACAAGUGUUCCUCUCUUGCUCUUCUAAAAACAAGGGUGUACGGCCAACUUCGGUUGGCAUUAUUGAAAGAUGGUCAAACCGGCGGCUUAAUCUACCAAAUACGAGAUGUGACUCAAAUACUUUAUCCAUUUUGGUUGAAAACAUGGGUCGCAUAAACUAUGGACGCUACUUAUUUGACAGGAAGGGUAUCUUAUCAUCUGUUUACUUGGACAACAAUGUUCUACAUGGAUGGAAAAUGAUUCCAUUGCCUUUCAACAACCUGAAUGAAAUUCCAAGAGUCGAUUUCUUCUCUCAAAUUGCACAAUCUAGACUCAGCAAAAUCAUAGCAAAGAGAGGCUUAGAAGCCAAGUUUGGUAACAUCUCCGGCGAACCGACACUAUACAGUGGUUACUUUUAUGUCGACGAAGCGAACCUCAGAAAAGAUACGUACUUAUCAUUUGGUGGUUGGACUAAAGGAAUUGCAUUCAUUAACGAAUUUAAUCUUGGAAGAUUUUGGCCGGUUGUAGGGCCACAAUGCAACCUAUAUGUUCCUGCUCCAAUUCUUCGGCUUGGGAAGAAUAUACUGGUCAUACUCGAGUUAGAAUCUCCAAAUCGUGAUACUGUUGUACAUUCUGUUGAUCGGCCAGACUUCACUUGUGGUUCUUCCAAGUCCAACUUAUCUCAGCAGCUUUUAAGCCACCAACAUUCUGUGGGCCUUUGAAUUUGAUACGAAGGCACAACCUUAAAUCAGCCAUCCAAACUGAGUGAAAUGAGUGAUGAAUGUAGGUAAUGGGGAUUAUAUCAAGUUCAAGAGCAAGUUUGUCAUAUUCAAAAGGUAAAAUCUUUUUACGGUUAUUGAGGAAUCCAGUAAGGCUGUAAGCUAUUUUCUUGAAGAAUUUAUAACCUUGAAUUCUAAAAUUUAGGGUCUGUUUUUUUUUAACUUCAGGUGAUGUAGAAACAAAAAUGGCGCAUGAAAUAGAGAACUCCCAAACGACAGUAGACUAUUUUAGUAGUUCUUGUUAAACGUUUUUGAAGAUUAAGUCUAUGGAUGAGUUUCAUCAUUUUCUUGUA